AUGGUUUAUUUGCCGGUUUUACUGGUUCUGAUGCUAGUUUCAGUAUCUGAGUCCUUUCACCUGGAGCACCUCGGUCGCUUUGACUGGCAGAAGAGCAUUCGACCAGGCGAGGGAUGCCCCAGAAAGUGCCACCUUGAGCGCUGUCCAGACGUUAGGCAGCUGCAGGGAUGUCCGGCCGGGCUGGUUCGUGACCAGUGCGGGUGUUGCUGGGAAUGUGGAAACGAUGAGGGGCAACUGUGUGACCCGGAGCCCAGAUCUGGGUCUACUUUUUACGGGCGCUGCGCUGAAGGACUGCGCUGCAGAGCCCCCCGCAGAAACCCCUCAGGUGAACCCAGAGCCAUCUGUGUGUGCAGCAAGCAGGAAGCACUCUGCGCUUCUGACGGAAAGACGUAUAAAAAUACAUGCCAGCUUCGGGCGGCCCAACACAAGCAAGGGAACGGUCAGACGCUGACAAUGGCGCACCACGGACCCUGCAAGUCGAAACCAGUUAUCACUUAUGCUCCCCGUGACAUCGUCACAACCAAAGGAAGUGAUGUCAUUUUUUCCUGUGAGGUGUCAUCGUAUCCACUGGCCUCCAUCCAGUGGAGUAAAGAAGGAGAUGUUAUUUCUUUUCCUGUAGACGAUUCAAGCACCGCUGUGCAGGCCCGUGGGGGUCCGCGUCGGUUUGAAUUGACCGGCUGGCUCCAAAUUCAAGGAGUUGGGCCGAACGAUGCAGGUGUGUACACAUGCACCGCCAGGAACGCCUUCGGAGAGGUGUCUGCCUCCGCCAGAUUACAGGUUACACAUGGAGGUUCUCAGCUCACCAAAGAGUUCCGCAAAAAGAAAACGGAGCUUAUAGAAUAUCAGGGAAGAGGAGAAUGUCGAUGA
Molecule: messenger RNA, 867 nt
Organism: Puntigrus tetrazona (Sumatra barb)
Lineage: Eukaryota; Metazoa; Chordata; Actinopteri; Cypriniformes; Cyprinidae
Gene: kazald2
Product: Kazal-type serine peptidase inhibitor domain 2
Exons: 4
Coding region: 1-867 (288 amino acids)
Biological process (GO): regulation of cell growth; regulation of signal transduction
Cellular component (GO): extracellular region
Molecular function (GO): insulin-like growth factor binding
Source: RefSeq, a predicted model, not a curated record